Messenger RNA from Morone saxatilis (striped sea-bass), 9041 nucleotides. It is a transcript of the gene cspg4ba, whose product is annotated as chondroitin sulfate proteoglycan 4b. Gene Ontology annotation, biological process: homophilic cell-cell adhesion. The record is from RefSeq and is a predicted model, not a curated record. Gene Ontology annotation, cellular component: membrane. Gene Ontology annotation, molecular function: calcium ion binding. Lineage: Eukaryota; Metazoa; Chordata; Actinopteri; Moronidae.
CUUCCUUCUACGGCGAUGGCUUUGUACAGCUUAAGGCAACGGAGUCGUCCAACCAUAACACACUCCGCGUUCGCUUCCGAACCUCCAGCACCAAUGGCCUGCUGUUUCUCGCCGCUGGCCAGACCGACUUCUUCCUACUAGAGCUCCGCGCUGGUCGCCUGCAGCUAAAACUGGACUUUGGAUCGGGAGAGCAAGUGUUACAAUCAGAGCAAGGCACCCAGCUCAACGACCUGGCCUGGCACUCUGUGGAGGUCCACCAUGUGCAGCACAACAUCACUCUGACUGUAGACAAGAACUCUCACACGAGUGUAAAGAUGUCAGGCUCUCGUCACGAUCUCCAUAUUUUGGAUGGUCUCUAUGUUGGAGGCUCAGGAGGCCUGGACAGACUUUACCUCCCCAGAGACCCGAUCAGCUUCCGAGGCUGCAUGGAUGAGGUGGUCUUCAAUGAACAUGACUUGCUGUCAUCACUGAGGCCGUAUACCGGAUUCAAGAAUGUCCAUGAGGUGUCGUUAGGCUGUAGUCCCCAAUUCUUUGCCACAGAGGAGGACCCCAUCAGCUUCUUCAGCUCUAGGGCUUACGUUUCUCUUCCAACCUGGAAUGCCCAGCAGGAAGUAGUAUUUGAGUGUGUUGUGCACACUUCAGCCAAAGAGGGAAUUAUCCUGUACAAUUCGGCCAGAGAUGGGGGCUUUAUGGCUGUGGAGAUUCAGGAAGGUUUGCCAGUGGCCAUUAUUGGGAAAGGUGGAACAAAAACCGAGCUCCGUUCCCUCACAUUCAUCAAUGACAGGAAAUGGCAUUCUGUCAAGUUGCAUUUUAGUUCCAAAAGCCUUGAGCUAAGUGUUGAUGGAGAGAUGGUGAAAAGCAGCAUUGGCUCUCGUUCAAAGGGGCUUCAGUUUAAAGGUUAUCUUUUUGUUGGAGGUAUUGAUGACAGCACCAGAGCAGAAGUCAGAAAGGUGGGGCUUGUCUCUGUGUCUGGAAAGCGUGUCAGAGGAGGUUCCUUUAAAGGAUGUUUGAAGAACAUUGAAGUCAACGGCGUGAAGACGGGUCUCUCCAAUGCUGUAGUUACCAAGGAUAUCUCAGUUGGUUGUGAGCCAGAGAAAGAACCAGAACCAUCAACGACUGUGAGUCCAACAAGUGCUCCGGCAUCCAUCUUUCACUUGGUGACACCAACACCAUCACUUCACAUGUCCACCGUCGCAAGGGGCUUAGACAACAGGUAUGGCUCGAAUUUUAUGCAACUCAAAAACCUUGUGGUCCCGGAAGGCAGUCGAGCAUCUCUUGAGGCCAAACACAUCAAGGUAAUUUUGGACUUCAAGAAGCUUGGCAUUCGACAAUCUCAGAUCAUGUUCCGAAUUCAGGAACAACCAAUUCAUGGCCAGAUAAGGCUUGAUGUUGAUCAGGAUCAAGAGGAGAACACUUUCAGCAUGUUGGACCUUUGGCAUGGACGAGUGAUGUAUAUCCAUGGAGGCUCAGAGGAACCAGAUGACUUCUUCAUGUUUUCAGUUUAUUCUAGCAGUAGAAAGCCAGUUCCUGAUUACCUGAGAGGCAACAAAUUGUACCGCUACAAUAUUACUGUGACACCCACCAAUGACGCACCUGAAUUGAGUCUCCCUGAAGGAAAUCUCUUUGUCCUUUUGGAGAACUCAAAGAAACGUCUCACCACGGAUGUUCUGAAGGCCACAGACAUUGACAGUAGCUACACUGAUCUUGUCUUCUCUGUGCUUGGGAACUUGAAUGCCGAUGCAGGAUAUUUGGAAAUAGAAAACAACCCUGGCAAGACAGUAACUUCAUUUUCAUACUUAGACUUGGAGGAAAUGAGGGUGUACUAUGUUCACACAGGAGUUCGAAACUCAAGGAUAGUCCUUAGAGUUAGCGAUGGCGAAAAGGUCAGCAACACUGUGGUUCUAAGGGUCAUGGCUGUAGCAUUGGAGUACAAGAUUGCCAACAACACAGGCCUUGAGAUCAUUCAAGGAGAGUCAGCUAUAAUUGGUUCAAAACAGCUGGCUGUGCAAACCAAUGCUGUGAAGCAAGUUGUAGAAAUCCGGUAUGAUAUCAUUGAGCCCCCUCAGUAUGGAGAACUCCAAAGACUCCACUCAAGUGGUGAAUGGAGGCCCACUGACUCGUUUUCCCAAAGGCUUCUGGAAAAAGAGCGCCUGAGAUAUGUUAGCACUUUUCAAGAAAUCCAGACAUCCAAUGCAACUGAUUACUUUAAGAGCAAAGUUAAUGUGGCUGCAAGGGCAACCACUGAAAUAUUUUUUUCAAUCACUGUGAAGUGGGUGAAGUACCACCUGGUCAGGAAUGUCAUGAUGGACAUGGAUAAAGUUAGAAAAGGGACACUGGACUCAACGUAUCUUUUUGCCACAGCUGAAGGUGUGGCCCUCUCAGAGGAGGACCUUUAUUUUCGUGUUCUCACUAUACCAAAGAAAGGGAAACUCCUGCUUGACACUACAGUCUUAAGGAAGAACUCAACCUUCAGCCAAAGAGAUGUUACAGAUCAAAAGGUACAUUACGAGCUAGUCGACAGGCCUUAUGAGGAUACAAGUGACAGGUUCAAAUUCCACCUGGUUUCCAAACAUGCUCAGUCACAAAAUUAUGAUUUCCAGUUUUCUAUUAAAGCUGAUGUCAACAGUGUGUUUAUGAGAAACAAUGGACUCUCACUUCUGGAGGGAGAAAGUAAACUUAUCACAAAAGAUGAGUUGUUUGCAGAGACGUUGAGUACAAAGGAUAUGUACUACACAGUCAUAAGCAGCCCCAAAAAUGGAAAGCUAGCCCGGAUUAGUCAGUCAAAUUCCAAUGCUAGCUACAAUAACAUCUUAACCUUUAGUAAUAAGGAUAUAUUAGAGGAACGAAUAAUGUACAUCCAUGAUGACAGUGAAACUACUCAAGACGAGUUCACUUUCAUAGCCUCCACCAGCCAAGGGUUCAAGUCUUCCAUUGCAGAAGAUGACAUUGGCUCCAAAGAAGGAAUGUUCAACAUAUCUAUUCAGUUAUUGAAUGACCAAAAGCCAGUACGUGUUAUUGAUAAAGUUUUCCAUGUAGUAAGGGAUGGACAGAAGUUACUCACUAUAGACGAUUUGCGUUAUCAUGAUGCAGACUCUGAUUUUGAUGAUGGCCAGUUGAUUUACACUAGACGUGGAAUCCCGAUGGGAGACCUAGUGCUGGUUAAUGACACUACACAUCGGCUGUUCCAGUUUCGACAGAAGGAUUUGGAGGAAAAGCGAGUGUUGUUCAUUCACAAAGGUGUGAGCACUGGCCGGUUUGUGCUCUUUGUCUCAGACGGAAAACAUUUUAUUUCAAGCCUUUUAGACAUCAGUGCCCAUGACCCUUUUUUCAAGGUUGGCAACAACACUGGCCUACUGGUUCAGAAAGGCCAGUCAGUAACCUUUUCUACUAGUAAUUUUAGUGUCAUAUCAAAUUUGGACAUCAGAGAUGACCAGGAGGUUAUCUUGAAGCUGGAUGAUGCUCCAAAGUAUGGAGGACUUUAUCGCAAUGAAAUAAAGGUGGAGUCAUUCUCACUGUCUGACUUAAAGGAUGGGCGGAUCUCCUAUCAUCAUAAUGACAGCAAACAUCUGGCAGACCAUUUCAACUUAACAGUGAAAGCUAAAGGUCUUCGACUUGCAGUGAGGAUCAAUGUGAAGGUAUACCUGGAGAGUCAUCAAAGGCCACCCAUCGUGCAGCACCACAACACCUUACUGGUGGAAGAGGGAAAACCAGUAAAGAUUGAUGAAACUAAACUAGAGGUCACUCACGAGGACAACCUGCCAUCUGAAAUCGUAUUCACAGUCAAGGUAGCCCCGUCUCAUGGCUUUCUCCGGCAAUUUGUCGAGGAGCGCUACAUCGGAACCAAACAGUCCCCUGUCAAGACGUUUACCCAAGAGGACAUUAACAGUGGGAACAUCCAGUACAUGCAGGUGGAGCCCAGCAAAGUCAGCGACACUUUCAUCCUCGAUGCCACCAACGGGGUCACUGAUGUCAAUGACAUUAGGAUGUCUGUUGACAUCAUCCCACGCCUCAUCCCACUUCAGGUCUCAAAUAUCACGCUGAACGAGGGCGCCUCCAAAGCACUGACCCAGGAUGUUCUCAAAGUCACGAACCGACACUUUUCUGGAAUCAACUUCCUGUAUAGUUUGACUGAGCCCCCGCAGCAUGGUCACAUUGAGCACUCUCGACACCCCGGUGUGCCCAUAACCUCUUUCACCAGGAGGCAGGUGGAACACGAAUUCAUUUACUAUGUGCAUGACAGCAGCGAAACCUCAGCUGACAACUUCACUGUGGUGGCCAAUGACACAGGCCUGAGGAAGCAGAGUGCAGUCCAGACGGUGUACAUCCAGGUUACAGCUGUCAACGAUGAGCCUCCUGUUAUUACAGCCAACAGGGUCCUCAGGGUUUGGGUGUCCUCAGUGACAGAGAUCAGGCCGGAGGAUCUGAGAGCGCAGGACUUGGACUCACCUCCAGAGGAGCUACACUUCAUGGUGACCCCACCCAGCAAUGGACACCUGGCCCUGAAGAGUGCCCCCAUGAAGGAAGUGCUCAACUUUACCCAGGCGCACAUAGACCAGGGACAGUUACUCUUUGUUCACAAAGGUGCUAUGUCUGGAGGAUUCAACUUCCAAGUCAAUGAUGGUGUGAACUUCACUCCCAGGCAGAUCUUCAGUAUCACUGCCAGAGCCUUAGUUCUCAUUUUAGAGAAAAACCGUCCACUCAAGGUGUUUCCAGGCUCUUCCACACCAAUCACAAAUGAGGAUUUACAAGUAGUGACCAAUGACAUCAGCAACACCUCGAACCGCAUCAUUACAUUCAGUGUGAUACGGCAUCCUAAACUGGGGCGUCUGGUGAUGAGGCAGCCUGAUAAUUCAACAGUGGACAUCUCCACAUUCACACAAGACAUGGUGGACAAGAAAGAGGUUGUGUAUAUUCAAGCCCCCAUCGAGUCAGUGGGCUGGGAAGCCAUGGACUCCAUUACCUUCUCUGUGACAUCACCGCCUACUUCUCUGAACAGUCAGACCUUCAGAAUAGACAUUUCUUAUGAGAAUACUGGACCUGAACACAACACAGUCCUGCUUGCAAACACAGGUGCUGAGGUAACAGAAGGGGAGAGUAUCAUCAUUGAUGAAUCCAAGCUGGAUGCCUCUAAUCUAAUGUCCAAGCUGGCGACCCCUCAACGGAGCUCCCAUGAGGUUUGGUUCCAGGUGACAUCUCUGCCUCAGCAUGGCGUCAUAGUGGUGGGUGAGAGAAACCUCACCAAGGAGAAACCUAACUUCUCCCAGUUCAUCAUUAACAAAUAUGGUAUCACCUACAAGCACGACAACUCAGAGACAACUCAUGAUUCGUUUGUAUUCAGUGCAUGGUUAAAUCUGAAGGGCAAAACAGCACAGCGCCCACAAGAAGACAAUAAUGUGGUUGAGGAGCGUUUUAACAUUACAAUCACACCUGUAAAUGAUCAGCCACCUUUGCUUAAAACAAAAGCUCCAAGUCUGAAGGUGGUACAAGGAGACACAGUGGCCCUCAGGCCUGAAAAUCUCAAGGUUGAAGAUUUAGAUAAUCCUCCUGAUGAUAUUAAGUUCUCUGUGAUAAGUAAGCCAAACAAUGGUUACCUAGCUCUUGAAGGGAGUUUGAAUGAGUCAAUAAUUACCUUCACCCAGGCUCAAAUCAAUAAGGGAGGCGUCUAUUUCAUCCACGAUGGAAGCUCUGUCUCAGGGGUGUUCUACUUCAGUGUCACAGAUGGCCAUCAUAAACCAAUAUAUAAACUCUUUAACCUAGAAGUGACAGAAAUCACAAUUACUCUGGUCAAUUGCACUGGAUUGACACUGGAGCAAGGCAAGACUUCAGUAUCACUGACCCAGGACAACCUUGCUGCUGAGUCCAAUGGUAAAAACAUCACCAUUCACUACCAGAUUACAAGGCCUCCAAGCUUUGGCAAAUUUCUAAAGGACAACCAAGAGGUUACACAGUUCGAACAGGAGGAUCUACAGUCUGGAAGGUUAUCUUACCGUAUGACCUCCCUUUCCUCUGCAGAAGACAGCUUUGAGUUCACUGCCUUCACUUCAGAAGCAAAUCUGACAGGCCAAGUGCUUAACAUUACUGUCAGACCUUUGAUACAGGUUGGCAAAGGUUUGAGGAUCCCCAAUGGUAUUACUGUCAAACUUAACGCUAGCUUUCUUAAUGCCUCUGAACUGGCUAACAUCAGCGAUAGUGACCCUGUAUUUGAAAUGAUUUCCCAUCCUAAGUAUGGGAAGGUGGUUCGGACAAAACCUAUAAUCUCCAUGAAAUCUGUACCAGCUGAGUCCUUCACUUUUCAGGAGGUGAUUCAGGAGAAGAUAGCCUUGGAGCUGAAUACCAACAUGACUGGAGUUCAAGAGCUAAAUGACUCACUGGUGUUUGUACUAAAAGCUGAAAACAUCCAACCUGCUAAAGGGGAGUUCCAUUUUUCAGUUGUGCCAUAUGAUCCAGCACUUUUUCCAACCACAAAGAGUCCUGUCCCAACCACAUCAUCUGUUCCUCAGACACCAAUCCAGACUUCCAGAAAUGGAACUGCUUCACCGGUCCUGUCUACAGUUUUCCUCUUUACCCAACAACCAAGCAAAAACCAGCAAAAGUUCAAGGGGCGCAACCGCUGGGGAAACUCCAACAGAACUAGCAUUUUCAGCACAACUCUCGGCAAACCAACAAGUGGAACAGAGGAUUUUCCCUUUAGAAACACACCAGUUCGUGUAGAGUCCUACCCUCAAAAAACUUCUAGUCCGCUCCUGGUUAUCUUACCACUGCUGGCCCUGCUGCUGCUUGUAAUCAUCUUUGUAGUCCUGGUUGUCUUUCUUCGACACAAUAGACAAAGGAAGCAGAGCACUGCUACACCAAAGGAGCCACCUUCCACUGGUCUUCCAAGCAGUCAGUCCUACCAGGGUCAAACUCAGAGGAGCACCACAGUUCCCACAGUGACUGUCACUCCACUAAACCACACCUGCCCAGGUAGCCCUGUUCUUGAUCGGUCACUGACACCAAAUCAGGGCUCAGCCUAUAACACGAUUGAUUCAAACAUGCUCAUAAGUUCUUGGAGUAAUGGGUCCCCUUCGUCAUCCUCCCAGAUUAUUCAAAUCGCCACUCCCACUCUGCAGAAGAAUCAGUACUGGGUAUGAACACAAACUAACUUGUAGCUAUAUAGGUGUUGGAGAAUACUGUUACAGCGUUGAUAUCAGAUUAAAAUGUGGUUGUGUACUUAAAUAAGGCUGCAAUAAAUUAUUACCUGUUGAAGGUUAUCAGCCUGAAGCUGCAUUAAUCAAUAUUUUUAUAUUAAUACUGAAUCAAAUUACAGUGUCAUGUGUAAGGUUUUACUUGUAGUGACGAAUUCAGAAUUAUCACCCAACCAGGUCUUUUUAGUCUCUUUCAGCGAAUUGUUUUGUUUUUUAUGGCACAUUACUACUUCAGUGUCAGAACUGUCAUGCUCAUGAGCACAAUUUCCAGCACCAGCAGGCUGCAAUCACCUAAUAACCACCAAACAUUAGAAACUAGCUUAGGAAGAAAAUCUAACAUUAACCACCAACUGGGUCAUAAUGUUGCUCUGAGUCCACUGGUGUGUAAUUAGGCAACAACUUUUGGAAGAACAACUUUAUAAGGACAUACUACUGUAUGCCAGUUCUUCUAGUGGCCAAAAAUUGAUUCAUGCAGCUUUAAGGAUGGAUAAAGGAGAGAAUCACUGUCACAGAAGCCCUUUGCAAUACAUUAAUCAGCAUCAGGACAGUUUAAGGAUUGAUUUGUGCCCCACAAUCCAUUAAAACACUGGUUCACAAUCCAACACCAGACACUGCUGUAUAUUAAGUUGGUGGUACAGACUUUGUUUCCAUAAGCAUUUACAUAGCGGUCAUCAUGUGGUAAAUUAUGUUUGGUGCCUAAUGUAUGUUCAAUCACUUACAUUGUUACCUGGUCCUCGCACGUUAAGUCUCUUCCAUUAUGAGUUAUGAUCAUUAGAGUGGAAGAUGAUGCUAAUAACAGCUUGAAACUGUGAAUUACUAAGACUGACACUGGCACAAAGGAAGUCUUGUCUAGGAAUUUCAAUUGAUUGUGCAGAUUUUAUAUUGUUGUUAUGUAUUAUAUAUUAUAGAAACUUUUUGUAAACUCAGGUAUUUUGUUAAGUCAUUUACUUCAUGUUACCUAUAAUGAGGGUUGCAUGUAUUGUCAUUGAGGUCUUUUUUUAACAUUACAGGGUUGAAAAUGCUUCCUACCAUAGCUCUAUAUUGAAAUGAGACAUUAUAAUGGCUGAUUUUGUACCACUAUUAAAACAGUUUUGUUUUACUGGCCUGAUCAAAUCACACUGUUUAAAAUGUUUUUACUAUGCACCAUAUUUAUAUAAUUUCAAAAAGGCACUACUGAUCUUAAAUAUUACACACAUCGACACUGUAUUCUACCCACCUUCACCUCAGUGAUUACAAUUCAACUAAUAGGUAUAUACUGUGGUCUAUUCACAGGUUCCCCUGCAGUUGAAUAGAUUGAUGGGUCCACCUACUUUUAAAGAGAUAGAGCAGCUAACCCUAAAAAAAUCUCAGUAGUCUGGGACUCUUCAUGAGCUUCUGGGGUGAAGCAUUUGAUUUGUCUGUCAAUAGGAUAAGUUGUCCAUCUCUUUCUUAUUCGAGCAGCAUUUUCUAGCAUAAUGAAUUAACCUUAACAAAUACGGACAGGUCUUUCCUAGACAGAUUACCAGAAACUGAGAAUUUAUUUGACUGAAAUGAGUGCUGGUAUUUAUAUGAAUUAUUUAACACUGAUAGGCCUGUUUAACUUGUGUCAUUAGAUUAUUGACAUUAUCUACUGUAGGCCUUGGUUGUUUGAUGCUGUAAUGAUUUAUUUACUGUAAAUUAAAGGUACUGUUCUGAUAUGUUCUGGCAAGCUAUGGGAGAUGAGCUGUCACAGAAAACUACUGUAAACUUAUAUGUUAUGAAAUCAUUUUGUGCUGAAGAGAAGUGUCUAUCCAUUCUAUUCCAGUCUUAUCUGAAUGAUGUAAUCCGAAGUGUCAUAUUUAUUUAUACCAUAUUUUUAAUAAACCACUUUAAAAUUUU